AUGGCGAAGAUUACACGUCGUUAUCGCAUUGGCGUCGAUGUUGGUGGCACCAACACCGACGCUGCGCUAGCUGAAGCAUCUUACCACAACAAUGACGGGAAGCAACCAAAGGUAAAGAUCGUCAACAGCAGCAAGAGUGCAACAACGACCGAUGUCACCACAGGAAUAUGCGCCGCAAUUAAUCAACUCAUAGCCACUUCGAAUAUCGCACCUUCAGACAUCUUGUCUGUCAACAUUGGCACCACACAUUUCAUCAAUGCCAUCGUACAAGCAGACCAGACCAAGCUUCGACCUGUGGCUGUCUUGAGACUUUGUGGUCCAUUCUGCCGCGAGGUUGUACCGUUCACGGACUUUCCCACUGAGCUUCGCUCUGUUCUUCAAGGGCCUGUGGGUUAUAUCAAUGGAGGGUUGGAGAUUGAUGGCCGCUUGAUAUCCGACAUUGACGAUGCCCAAGUGCUAGAAUUCGCAGACAAAAUCAUCCAAGCCGGGGUCCACACAGUUGUUGUCAACGGUGUCUUUUCGCCUAUUGACACUGCGCCUGUCACACAAGAAGAGCGAGUCAAGCAGAUCCUCUACCAGCGUUUGCCAGGAAUUGAUGUUGUCUGUUCCAGAGACGUUGGCCGUCUUGGCUUUCUGGAGAGAGAAAAUGCUGCCAUUCUCAAUGCUGCCAUCCUCUCUUUUGGUCGAGUAACCAUCUCGUCCUUCCAGCAGGCUAUCAGAGAUAUUGGUCUUGAUUGUCCUCUGUACCUGACCCAGAAUGAUGGCACAGUUUUGGAUGCUUACUCGGCAUCUUUGACACCGAUACGGACCUUUUCGUCCGGUGCGACGAACUCUCUUAUUGGCGCUCUCUUCUUAUCUGGCCUACAUGAAGGAGGUUGCAAGAUCAAUAUGAAGGAAAAUCAAGUGAUAAUGUGUGACAUUGGGGGCACUACAUCCGAUUUUGCAGCAUUGUCACCAUCAGGCCUGCCGAGACAGUCUCCGGCCACUGUCAAGGUUGGAGGCGUCAGGACGGCGUUCAGCAUGCCUGAAGUCUUGAGCAUUGGUCUUGGAGGAGGAUCCAAGGUCAAUGAGCAUGAUGAUGGUCAAGUCACAGUAGGCCCACUUUCGGUUGGCCAUCUCUUGACGAGCCAAAGCAAAUGCUUCGGAGGUAAUACAUUGACGGCAACCGAUAUUGUUGUUGCUUCUGGCCAAGGCCACAAGGUAAGAGGGAGCGUGCCAAACAUUGGGGGUUUGAACCAAAGACUCAUCGAUCUCGCGCGCCGUACAAUCCGAAAGAAAAUCGAGCAGGGUAUCGAUAUCAUAAAGACAUCUGAUCUUCCAGUUGUCCUUCUUUUAGUGGGAGGAGGUUCGAUCAUCUUGCAGGAAGCGCCGGAGAACGUUGCACAGUUUCUGCAACCUGACUUUUCCGAUGUUGCCAAUGCCGUCGGAGCCGCGAUUGCCAAGAUUUCUGGUGAGAUAGACAUUAUUGUCACGCCUGGAGGGCAGACAAGUGAGGAGAUCAAAUCGAGUAUUUGUCAAAGGGCUAUCGAUUUGGCCAUUGAGAAUGGUGCCGCGAGAGACACCGUCGAGGUGCUAGAGGUGGAUCUCAUUCCCCUCCCAUAUACCAGCGACGGAGCAGUGAGAGCAGUGGCUAAAGCAGUUGGUGAACUGGGCUGGGCUCCCGAUUUCGGGCGAACAAAGGUUCAACUGGUCGAGGUGAAACAGCCACCGAGAAUUAAUGGGUUUCACUGGCAGCCAGUACAGCACAGCCGGUCUUUUCAUCUCGACAACAACAUGAUACCUGGAUAUCGGCCCAAUGUCUCCAAGAAUAAAAGUGAAUGGAUCUUGUCUGCAACAGAUCUGCUGUUCAUUUCAGAGGGUGUUGGGGUUCUUGGUACAGGUGGUGGUGGGUCAGUAUACACAACGUACUUGAAUGCUCUUCAAGUGCUUGAAGCAAGCCAACCUGGUCGGUUGCGAGUUGUGGAUGUGUCUUCAUUAUCGCCCGAAGCAAACAUAGCGAGUGUUGCAUUCGUAGGAGCGCCAUCAGUGUCGAACGAGCGCCUCAAUGGCGAGCGUGAGCUGCAAUCAGCGACAGAAGCACUAGUAAAAUACCAAUCCUUGAAAAGCUUGGAUGGACUCUUGGCGGGAGAAGUUGGCGGCUCCAAUGGAAUGAGAGCCUUCUCGGUGGCGAUAGCCAUGGAUAUACCAGUCGUGGAUGGAGACUCAAUCGGCCGAGCUUUUCCCCGAAUUGAUAUGAGUCUGCCAUAUGUGUUCAAGGCAGCGUCACCAUGCCCAGCGGCUUUUUCCGAUGCUCGGGGGAAUGAUCUGGUCAUUGCGAAUGCUUCAAGUGCGAGGAAAUUUGAGAGUAUGGCACGGAGUACGGCAAUUGAACUAGGCCUGUCUGUUGCCAUGGCCAUGAAUCUGAAAGGCGAGGUGGUCAAGAAGUACUGCGUACAUCGAACGAUAUCUCUGAGUUGGUUCAUAGGGAAGGCGAUUUGCACUGCCCGGGCGCUUCGCACUGACAUUGUAGAUGCCUUGAUCUCAACUGUGCGAGGGGCUAGAAAAUUGUACUCUGGUAAGGUGGUUGAUGUAACAAGGGAGGUUAAAGGUGGCUGGACCAUGGGGACCGUGACGUUGACAUUGGACGACGAGGUCAAGAUAGACUCAUCUAAGGGUGAAGGGCCGGCCACGGAAGCUCGUCCGUUGCAGCUGCAGUACCAGAACGAGUUUCUCUAUGCAGCAUUGGUCAACCCCGAUUCGACGCUGGAAGUGGUAUGCACAACACCAGACCUGAUCAGUGUCCUGGACCAGGACGGUAGUGCCGUGGCGACGCACGAACUCCGGUAUGGGUUGCGGGUCAGCGUUGUGUCCAUGCCGGCAGAUCCAUUGUGGAAGACCGAGGAAGGGAUGGCGAUUGCCGGCCCUAGAGGAUUCGGCAUCGACAUGGAUUACAAGGAGUAUGGGGUUCAACCGCAGGAACCGCAGUCUGUGAUCGAGGUCUACGGAGUGUGA
Molecule: messenger RNA, 2991 nt
Organism: Exophiala mesophila
Lineage: Eukaryota; Fungi; Ascomycota; Eurotiomycetes; Chaetothyriales; Herpotrichiellaceae
Exons: 13
Coding region: 1-2991 (996 amino acids)
Biological process (GO): glutathione metabolic process
Cellular component (GO): cytosol
Molecular function (GO): 5-oxoprolinase (ATP-hydrolyzing) activity
Source: RefSeq, a predicted model, not a curated record